UCUUAAAAAGAAAGAAAAGAAAGAAAAGAAAAAAAAGAAGAAAAUUGUGUCGCGGAGCAGCAAGGUAGACGACGUUGGUUGACGAAAGUGAUAAAAGCGGUGUGAUUGUUGGGCGAUUAGAAGAGAACAGAUCCACUGAGGUGUUGGUGUCAUUGUUUGUUCCUUCUGGUGGUGGAGCUUGUUGGGAAUUGGAGAUGAGUCAGAGGGGUUUGAUAUAUAGCUUUGUUGCCAAAGGAACUGUUGUUUUAGCAGAGCACACGCAAUAUACGGGGAAUUUCAGCACCAUUGCUGUUCAGUGCCUGCAGAAGCUGCCUUCAAAUAGCAGCAAAUACACGUAUUCCUGUGAUGGUCACACCUUUAACUUCCUCCUAGACAAUGGAUUUGUUUUUCUUGUUGUUGCUGAUGAAUCAGUUGGGAGGAGUGUUCCUUUUGUGUUUCUUGAACGGGUGAAGGAUGACUUUAUGAAGCGCUACGGUGCUAGCAUUAAUAAUGACAGUGCCCAUCCACUUGCUGAUGAUGAUGACGACGAUGAUUUAUUUGCGGACCGAUUUAGCAUAGCAUAUCAUCUUGAUAGAGAAUUUGGACCAGCGCUCAAGGAGCAUAUGCAGUAUUGCAUGAAUCAUCCAGAAGAAAUGAGUAAACUAUCAAAAUUGAAGGCUCAAAUAACCGAGGUCAAGGGUAUUAUGAUGGACAAUAUUGAGAAGGUUUUGGAUCGUGGAGAGAAGAUUGAACUGCUGGUAGACAAAACAGAAAACUUGCAGUUUCAGGCUGACAGCUUUCAGAGGCAGGGCAGGCAGCUGAGAAGAAAGAUGUGGCUGCAGAAUCUCCAAAUGAAGUUGAUGUUGGGAGGAGGAAUCGUUACCUUAAUUAUAAUUCUGUGGGUUAUUGCUUGUGGGGGUUUCAAAUGCUGAUGGAGACAUGAGAAAUUUGGAAAGGGAUGCACAAAAUGAUAUACUACUGUACAUGAAAUUUGGCACUGGAAUUUAUGUUUACUGUCAUAGACUGUAAUUAUGCUUGGGGUGAGCUGCUAGUUAUUUUGAACCAAGCUCUUACUUUAGAUGUGGCAAAUCUGGAUGUUUGUGUAUAUCAUUACAAUGCUUUUACCACUAUAUAAACUAUUGACUCUUGCCCUGUCUUUAAGUUUAA
This is a messenger RNA of Cajanus cajan (pigeon pea), 1146 nucleotides long. Lineage: Eukaryota; Viridiplantae; Streptophyta; Magnoliopsida; Fabales; Fabaceae. The record is from RefSeq and is a predicted model, not a curated record.